CGCACUAUAGCUAGCACCGGAGGACCGUUUUCAUUCGUCGCCCAUGGAUUGAUUGCCACAAUCCUCACUCUUUUGUUUGAACUUUCAUUCAUUCACUCCAACUGCAGAGGACACAACCAAAUCGUCGUCGACGAGGUGACGGAUUCUGAGCCUUAAUCAAAAGAAUCCAGUCAAAAGAUGUUCAUCUCCACCGAGUCCGCGGCGUUUGACAGCAAGUCAGGAUCUAGACGAGGUGGGGCCUCUCUUACUGCAAAGGAGAAUGAACGUUCAUCCAUGAUUGUGCAAUCAAUCAAUCGGCGACGAAUGAAGACUCGGAGGAGAUGCCGAUGUAUACCCAACGGCGAAUCAAUUUUCAGUAUAGCGACUCUAUCGAUCUAGCGCCAAGAAGGACUAAUAGGAGGUUUGCAGCAGCAAGUAGGAGUACAAGCGUUUCAUACUACUAUGCUCGUGCUAAUCAAGGUUUCAAGACCGUCGUCCAGUCGGUGCAUUUGACGUGGGAGGUUCCUGGGAGGAACUGUUCACACCAGCAGCCCAAUAAGUUGCCGCCAGGCUCUUCGACAUGCCCAUCACAUUUGGAGGUGGAAACCAUGCUUGCAGUCUGCAUUUUGAACUGAAGUUGUUCGAGACAAUCCUUCACACGAGUGAAAAGUCCAGACUCUGACCACAAUCGUCACAUACAUGUUUGUCAGUAAAGCGAUCGAUCUGUAUACCAUGUACAAUUGCACUGCAGUAGUAUUUUAGGGAGAGAUGUACAUCAACAACAUGAGUAGAACAGGACAUUCAACAUAUUAUGAACCUGCUGAGCUUUGGGGUAGAUUCUUCCGGGACCUCAUAUCCCAGCCAGGAUUAACAACGUAAUGAGUUCAGAUAUUUUAGGAAUACUAGUAAGGCUUCAUUCAUGGCAGCAAUUUGGUACACCUGCAGCUGAACAUGAAUUUUGAGCGAUCGCUAACAAGAAUGACGGCAGGAAUCAAAGAUGUCGAGUUUUGAAAUUUGAGGAUUCACAUUGUAAAUACAUCGCUGGCUAAUGACCAAAUUGUGU
Messenger RNA from Marchantia polymorpha subsp. ruderalis, 1042 nucleotides. NCBI's taxonomy places the organism in Eukaryota, Viridiplantae, Streptophyta, Marchantiopsida, Marchantiales, Marchantiaceae. The record is from the annotation of a GenBank genome assembly.